Molecule: messenger RNA, 761 nt
Organism: Anguilla rostrata (American eel)
Lineage: Eukaryota; Metazoa; Chordata; Actinopteri; Anguilliformes; Anguillidae
Product: late histone H2A.2.2
Exons: 1
Coding region: 358-741 (127 amino acids)
Biological process (GO): heterochromatin formation
Cellular component (GO): nucleosome; chromatin
Molecular function (GO): DNA binding; structural constituent of chromatin; protein heterodimerization activity
Source: RefSeq, a predicted model, not a curated record
AAGAUUUUAGUUGACUAUAUAAUUGUGGCAAUUUACACCAUAUUAAAGCCUACAAGUCUUAACAGGCUGGGUUCCCUUUAAAAAAAGAGUUUAUUUGGGAAAUUGUGAGUGCCAUUUUUAAAUCGCGCGAGUCAAUAUUACAGAUCGUUUCCUGUUGCGAAACAACACUGCUUUUGGUCCACUGUUUGGGCGCCAAACUUCUUUAUCUUGAUUGGAUGAAACGCAAUAGAGGCUGCAACCAAUGAAAUAUGGCAUAGUUUUAUAUUAAAGACAACGAGGUUGUCAGACUCCAACUGUCCGUGGUUAGAAAAAUAGUAAUAAUAACACUAAUUCAUCACUCAACAAACUGCGUACAUCAUGAGUGGAAGAGGCAAGGGUGCGAAAUCAAAGGCAAAGUCCAAGUCACGGUCUUCUAGGGCUGGGCUGCAGUUCCCUGUAGGUCGUGUUCAUCGGCUGCUUCGCAAAGGACACUACGCUAAGCGCAUAGGUGCUGGAGCGCCAGUGUACAUGGCUGCUGUGCUGGAAUAUCUGACAGCCGAAAUUCUGGAGUUGGCUGGAAACGCUGCCCGGGACAACAAGAAGACUCGUAUCAUCCCCCGUCACCUGCAGCUUGCCGUGCGCAACGAUGAGGAGCUGAACAAGCUUAUGGGCGGUGUCACCAUCGCUCAGGGCGGAGUGUUGCCCAACAUUCAGGCCGUGUUACUGCCCAAAAAGACGGAGAGAGCAGCUAAAGCCAAGUAAACCGUUAGACUAACCCCAAA